AUGAGCGACCUUCAGUACCUCGAUAUCGCCGACGCAAAUAUCUCCAGCCAAAUCCCUAAACAACUCAGCAACCUCACGAAACUCGAAUCGCUCUUCCUCUUCAAGAACCAACUCACCGGAAAACUCCCGGCGGAGCUCAGCAAAAUCUCCACCCUCAAAAGCUUAGAUUUCUCACUAUAUUUAACGGGCAAACGUAAUAUCAAGACGAAUGUUCGACUCAUUUUGUUCCCACUUUUCUUGUGUUUGUUACUACUUCUCAUCCAAAAAUGGGUGAACUAUGAAAUAGAUAAGCCCUCAAGAAGGUGUGGAUGCAUUUGUGUCGAUACCGGGAAGGGCCAAUGUGAAACAAGGUGUGGGAUCGAAUACUCGACUCUGAAACAAGGCUUCUUUUGUUCCAUUCCUCAUCCUACAGAAUGGCCUCUGUUAUUACAAGUGCCAGCUCAGCAAUUUCGUGCUGUAAGAACGUCCGAUCAUCUUGUAUCAUCGUACGGAGACCUACCUGGAGAUUCAUGCAAGAAAACGGGUUCCUGUCCCGUAACAAUGCUUAUCACAGGAAAUAACCAAACAUUUGGUCAAUCUGUGGCUGGAAACAUGUUCUCAAAACCAUUCAACAACAUAAAUUCCUCAGAUAGUUUGUACAACUUAGCAGAUAAUGCCUUGGGUUCGGAAACCGAGACUCGGUUCGAUAACGUUCUCGAUGCCGCAUUUCUUUUAAAUGCUCCCAUCGAUUUUCUUCAGCCUCAGUGUCCAUCAAAUUUUCGGUUUUCUCUUGCUUUCCGAUUAGGUUCCGAUACAUUAGAGAAGGAUGUUCGUUGCUCUCAAGUCGUACAAUUGUGGCGCAAUAGUUCUUCCGAGAUUAACGAUGUGCUAUACAGGGGUUACCGUAAGGGGAACUCUGAGAGAAAGAUUAACGAGAUUUUAGCAGCUUAUGAUUUUGUGAAUUCAAACGAUAAUCUGUUCAACGUUACCGUAUGGUACAAUUCGACCUAUAAGAAUGACAAAGGCAGCCAGCCUAUUUCCUUGACACGGCUGCCUCGUUCAAUAAAUUUGGUUUCAAAUGCCUAUCUCCAACUUCUGCUUGGACCAACUGCGAGAAUGGUUUUCGAGUUUGUGAAAGAAAUGCCAAAGCCCGAAACGAAACUCAGGCUGGAUUUCUCUUCUCUCCUCGGGCCACUCUUCUAUACAUGGGUUAUUGUACAGCUCUUUCCUAUCAUAAAGUUUGCUAUUUUGGUUUGUGGUUUUUAUUCUUGGGUAAAUUACACCUACACCCACGAGGUUACACUAACAUAUUUGGUCUACGAGAAAGAGCACAGACUAAGAAUUAUGAUGAAAAUGCACGGGCUCGGAGACGGACCGUAUUGGAUGAUAUCUUACGCUUAUUUUCUAGCAAUAUCUUCAGUCUACAUGCUAUGCUUUGUCAUAUUUGGCUCGGCCAUCGGAUUAAACUUCUUCAGACUAAAUGAUUACAGCAUCCAGUUUGUGUUUUAUUUUCUCUACAUAAACUUGCAAAUCUGUUUGGCUUUUCUUGUUGCUGAUUGGUUUUCUUCCGUGAAAACUGCUACAGUUGUGGGGUAUAUGAUGGUAUUCGGAACUGGGCUAUUGGGUGGCUUCCUUUUCCAGUUGUUUCUCCAAGACUCUUCAUUCCCAAAAGCAUGGAUAAUCGCUAUGGAGUUAUUUCCAGGAUUUUCCCUCUAUCGCGGGUUAUACGAGUUUUCGCAAUACGCCUUCAAUGGAAACUAUAUGGGAAGUGAUGGAAUGCGAUGGAAUGAUUUAAACAAUAGCAAUAACGGAAUGAGGGAAGUCUUGAUCAUCAUUGCAGUUGAAUGGUUAGUCGUUCUUUGUGUUGCAUAUUAUGCAGAUCAAGUUGCGUCUUCUGGAAAAAAUCCCCUAUUUUUCUUGCGGAAAAAGCCAAAGAAUCUCCAAUCGUCUUUCCGUAAACCUAGCUUGCGAAGGCAGGGUUCUAAAGUUUUUGUUCAGAUGGAGAAGAUUGAUGUUGACCAAGAGAGGGAGAAGGUUGAACAGUUACUACUUGAAUCGAGUACAAGUCAUUCAAUCAUAUGCAAUAAUCUCAAAAAGAUAUAUCCAAGUAGGGAUGGAAAUCCCGAGAAAUUUGCAGUAAGAGAGCUCUCACUUGCUUUGCCGGAGGGAGAAUGCUUUGGCAUGCUUGGUCCUAACGGUGCUGGCAAAACUUCAUUCAUCAACAUGAUGAUUGGGCUCGUAAAGCCAAGCUCUGGAACUGCAUACGUUCAAGGACUAGAUAUACGCACUGAUAUGGAUAGAAUAUAUACCAGCAUGGGUGUGUGUCCGCAACACGACUUGUUGUGGGAUAUGUUAACGGGACGAGAGCAUCUACUUUUCUAUGGAAGGCUUAAAAAUCUCAAAGGUGCUGCCCUAACACAAGCAGUGGAAGAAUCUCUCAAGAGUGUGAACUUAUUUCAUGGCGGGGUGGCAGACAAACAAUCGAGGAAAUACAGUGGAGGCAUGAAGAGGAGACUUAGUGUCGCCAUUUCACUUAUCGGAGAUCCAAAAGUGGUGUAUAUGGAUGAGCCGAGUACUGGAUUGGAUCCUGCUUCAAGAAACAUGUUGUGGGACGUAGUGAAACGCGCUAAGCAAAACAGAGCUAUAAUUCUCACCACGCAUUCGAUGGAAGAGGCAGAGCAUUUAUGUGAUCGUCUCGGAAUUUUUGUCGAUGGAAGGUUGCAAUGUGUCGGAAACCCGAAUGAGCUCAAGGCUAGAUAUGGAGGAUCGUAUGUAUUCACGAUGACAACAUCACAGAUUCACGAGGAAGAAGUAGAGAACUUGGUAAACCAACUCUCACCGAACGCAACAAAGGUAUACCAAAUCUCGGGUACACAAAAGUUCGAGUUGCCAAAAGACGAGAUAAGAAUAGCAGAUGUGUUUGAAGCAGUCGAGAAUGCAAAGAGUAGAUUCACCGUUCAGGCGUGGGGUUUGGCAGACACGACAUUAGAGGAUGUAUUUAUUAGGGUUGCAAGAGGGGCUCAAGCAGACAGUACUCUCUCGUGA
Messenger RNA from Erythranthe guttata (spotted monkey flower), 3024 nucleotides. The record is from RefSeq and is a predicted model, not a curated record. NCBI's taxonomy places the organism in Eukaryota, Viridiplantae, Streptophyta, Magnoliopsida, Lamiales, Phrymaceae.